CAUUGACGUGAUUACUGAGUUUACUAUCGAACGUUUGUUGUUGAGCAGUGACUACAAUUUCCAUUGUAGUACUUAGUUUUAGUAAUUAUAUUGUUGUACUUAGUAGUCUUUCGUUUUAUUAUGUUCUAAUGUCUUGAAGUUUCAACGUAUUCAAUAUUCAAUCGACUUAUGUCGUGUUGCACAGAGAGCCGAGUUCUCGCCUUGGUACAUUUGUGUUUUUCUUGCAUUUGUAUAUUAACAGUCUGAAGUUGAUUAGUUCCUAAUCCAUCAAAAUGGAAACUAUUUAUCCAAAUAGCGACGAAAUCAAAUUUCGAAAAGACAAUUAUGGAGAUGUUGAAGAAAUUUUGAACUGUAAAGUUGAAUGUACAAUUUGUAAUGAUGAUCUAUUACAUGAAAUUAUUUCAAAGAAAAUGAUAAUGGUUCAUCAAAGUCAUCUAUUUCUGUGUUGCUACAACUGUUUCUACAAACUAUGUGAAGGCAAUAUGUAUAGUUGUAUCUUGUGCAAAUCCAACAGUGAUCUAUCUAAUUGUAUUAAAUGCAAUUUCAAUGUUUGCCAUCGAUGUGUUGAAAAUCAUGAAAUUGAUAAAGUAUCUGUUGGUGUUUUAAAUGAAUGUUUCAAUUGUGUACCAAAAAUGUUGUGGAAAAAUAGAGCUCUAGCUGCUAAUGUAUUAAAAGUAUUUUCUUCUCAACUAUGUCUGCCAAAUGGUUUAUUAGUAAAUGAAAUUGAUCAUAAACAAACUGUUCGAAAAUACUUAGUAAACGAGGCUAAAAUUGGACAAAAUUCCAAAAUAAACAAUAUUAAAAACAAUUUAUGCAUUAAUUUCAUUUUUAAAUCAUAUAAGUCAUCUAUAAUAAAUGAACUGUUAACAUUUUCUUCUAAAGAUCAUGAUUCAAUUAAUGAUCAUUUAACUGAAUUCAUCAAUAUUUGUGAACAUGUUUUAGAGAAAACGUGUUCUACUUUAACCAAUUUCAAGAGAAUAUUUAAUAUUAACUCACAUUUGAGUCCUGGAGUUUCUGCUAUAAUAAAAUCUUUAUUGAAGCCUGUGGAUGAAGAUGAAAAUAUGUUAGUAAAUAAUUCAAUAUUAAAUGGAAAUUCAAAUAAAAAAACCAAAACCAAAAGAGCCAAUCUUUUAAUUAAAACACCAAUCUUAUCUACUGAAAGAAGUUUAAGAUCACGAAAGAAACAGAAAGUUGAUACCAAUAAUUUAAGCACAAACAUUUCUUCUUCAAGUGUGCAACUAAAAUCUUUAUCUCCAGAUGAAUUUUCAGCAUUAGAGAAAGAUAAAAAAUUAGCUGUUGUAUUAGAACGGUUGGAUGAUUCUGUUAUAUCAAGUAUAAUAAGUAAUAGGUCGUCUAAUAAAAUUAAUCUCGAUUUGGAAAAAGAUGAAAUAGCUCAUCCUUUAAAUUUAUUUGACGAUAAUAGUGAUAGUGGUAAUAAAAGAGAGUAUACAAAAAAAUUGAGAAAUCGUACACUGAUGAAAACUAAUAAGAUAAAAAACCAGGCUAAAAACUCAGCUAAAAGUAUACUUAAUGAAAAAUCUGACGAUGAAAAAGAAAAUGAUAGACUGAUUAAUUUAAAUGCCAUUGGAAAGUGUUCUAAAAGAAAAGUUGUAACUGAUGAUGAAGAUAAUUCUGAUGAUACCAAUAAUAUAAUACCAACUAAAAAUACAAGUUUAAAAGUAACUCCAAAAAAAUCAAAAGAUGACAUAAAUAAGUUAGAAACCAUUCAUCAAUUCCUUUCAACUCUUGAUGGAACCGAUUCUGGUACUGAUAAUGAUUCUCAAAAUGAAGAAUAUUCUUUAAAAUCGGUAAAAUCUAUUUUUACUGAAAUUAAGAAUUCUGUAGGAAUUCCUCAGAUUAAUACUGAAGACAACAGUGACAUUGAAAGUGAUUAUAGCUCAAUUGAUGAUGUGAUAAAUUCAUGCUUAACUGCUUGUAAAAGACGUAGUAUUGAACAUUAUCAUAAAAAGACUCAAGAACCUCAAUCAAACAUAAAUGAUAUGGAUACUGUUUAUGAAUCUGAACUUGAAAAUGAAGACAUUGAAAUGUCAGAAGAUUCAUCAAAUGUACAUAAUAAUACAACUAUUGUUACUCGUUCAAGACAACUAUCUCCAUUUAAAAUGCCAUCAAUGAGUGAUGAUGAAAGUGAUUUCAAUUUUAAAAUCAAAUCAAAAACAAAAGGAUCAAAAAGAAAGCUGUUAACAUCAAACUCGUCUAAAGAUUCAGAUUCUUCAUCAAAAUUUUUUAAAAAUACACCAAAAAGAAAAUUCAAUAAUCAUGUUAGUAAAGCUAACUUAAUUGACUUGAUUAGUAAUAGUAACAGUAACAGUAGCAAUUAUAGUAGCAGUAGCAGUUCAAAUGAGGAUUCAUCUCCUUUGAUACAUGUUAGAAAACGGAAAAGAAUUAAAAAUCUGUCUUAUGAUGAAUCUGAAGAAGUAAAUAAUUCUGAUAGUGAUGCAUUGAACAAUCAUCCUUUGCCCAAAAAAGGGCGAAAGAAUAUUCGUAAAAUGAUAAAAAAAUCACAUCUCAGUGAAGAAACGCAAAGUGCUUUAAAAGAAGAAGAAUUACGUAAGAACCGUGUAAAAAGGCGUCAACAAGAAUACAAUAAAUUUUGUAAUCUGCCAAAACCAUUGGAACAAUGUAAAAAGUUGGUAUUGGAUUUUGAUGAAAAUACAAUGGAAGAACUUGUUACAGUUCAUCCAGAUCUUGUUAAAUUUCUCAAACCUCAUCAGGUGAAAGGAGUAACAUUUUUGUGGAAUUCUGUGUUUGAAUCGUUGACAAGAAUAAAAGAACAUAAAGGAAAUGGAUCUAUCUUAGCUCAUUGUAUGGGUCUAGGAAAAACUCUACAAGUUAUAACUUUAAUUCAUACAUUAUUUAGAUAUCCAGAAACUGGUGUUAAAACUGUUUUAAUAAUUACUCCUAACGCAACAAUUGAGAAUUGGUGUAAAGAAUUUUAUAAAUGGUUACAUGAUAUUGAUGAUGAAAAACAUUUUUUAGUACUUAACUUGACCGAUUCAAAAACAUAUGAAGGUCGUAAAAACAUUAUUGAUGAAUGGAUAAGAGAACAUGGUGUAUUAGUUACGAGCUAUCAGUUAUUUAGAUCUGUUAUUAAUUUCAAGAAUAUUGACAAGUUCCCUACUAUAUCUAAAGGUCUUGUUGAUCCAGGACCAGAUUUGAUCAUAUGUGAUGAGGGACAUGUAUUAAAAAACCAUAGCACUGCAACAUCAAAAGCAGUUAAUCGUAUUAAAACACUAAGAAGAAUUGUAUUAACUGGAACUCCACUACAAAAUAAUUUAAGAGAAUAUCAUUGUAUGGUUGAUUUUAUUCGACCAAAUUUAUUAGGAUCAAUAAAAGAUUUUACUAAUCGUUUUAUAAAUCCAAUCACUAAUGGACAAUACUCUGAUUCAACUGCACAAGAUGUAAAAAUAAUGAAGAGAAGAUCUCAUGUUUUACAUAGAAUGCUUGAAGGUUUUGUACAGAGAUUUGACUAUAGUGUUCUUACACCUUUCUUGCCACCUAAGCAUGAAUAUGUAAUUUAUUUGAAGAUGGCUGAUAUACAAAUAGAAUUAUAUCGGAAAUAUUUAGAUGAUCACAGACAAACAGAAUUAUUUAGUAAUUACCAUGUGCUUCAAAUGGUUUGGACCCAUCCUAAAUUAUUACCAUUAUACUUGAAACGAUCUGAAUCAAAACGAGAAAAACUAAAAUUAAAAAACACAGAAUCACGUUUGUUAAAUGAUGAAACUAGUGAUAUUAAUUCUAAUUCAAAUUCUAUUGAUGAAGUUGAAAUUCUAGGUUAUGAUUUGCCAAGCACUAAGAACUCAGAUAUGCAUUACCUUGACUGGUGGAAACCAUUAAUAUCAAAAGGAAAAUUUGAUUCAGUAUAUCCGUUUUCAAAGUUUAUGAUGAUGUUUUCAAUUCUUCAAGAGUGUGAAAAUAUAGGUGAUAAAGUAUUACUAUUCAGUCAGUCUUUAUUUACUCUUGAUAUUAUUCAAGAUUUUUUGGAAAACGCUGAAGAUAUAGAUGAUGAAAUGGGUCCUUAUGGUAAAUCUUGGAACCACGGAAUAGAUUUUUAUAGGAUUGAUGGUUCAACUAGUUUAAAAGCAAGAGAGGAUUGUUGUGUAAGAUUUAAUGAUGUCAAUAAUCAUAAAAUGCGUCUUUUAUUGUUGUCGACAAAAGCUUUUAAUUUAGGUAUUAAUCUAGUUGGAGCUAAUCGAGUUAUUAUUUUUGACGUGACUUGGAAUCCAUCUCUUAAUGUUCAAAGUAUAUUUCGUGUGUUUAGAUUUGGACAAAAUAAACCAUGUUAUAUUUAUAGAUUAAUUUCUGAGGGUACAAUGGAGCAAAAAAUAUAUGAACGUCAAAUAUCAAAGUUAUCUACUGCUUUCCGUGUAGUUGACGAACAUCAAAUUGAUCGUCAUUUUAAUUUGAAAUGCCAAGAAGAACUUUAUGAAUUUGAACCAAAUACUACCAAACCCAAAUCAACAUUAAAUUUACCUAAGGAUCGUUUGAUGGCUGAGUUAAUAUUGAAACACAAAGACCUUGUAAUGGACAUAUUAGAACAUGACUCAUUAUUACAAAAUAAUGAGGCAGAAGAAUUAGAUGAAAAUGAUAGAAAUGCAGCAUGGGAGGAUUAUGAAAAAGAAAGAGAUGGAGUUCAGAUAAACAAUCUAAAUCCAAGUAUUUUUCAAGUCUCCAAGUCUUCCGACGAUUUAGUUUUGUACAAUACUUUAAGAAAAAUAUUUCCUCAAGCUUCAACGUUACAACUUAAUGAUAUGUUUAUACAAGUAAAGAAUGCUCAAAAUGUUGAACAAUGAAAUGCAGUUAAAAUUGUUUUUGUUGUAUAGCAUAGUUUUUUUUUCAUUUUAUUCUAUGUAUUAAU
Molecule: messenger RNA, 4876 nt
Organism: Melanaphis sacchari
Lineage: Eukaryota; Metazoa; Arthropoda; Insecta; Hemiptera; Aphididae
Product: transcriptional regulator ATRX homolog
Exons: 28
Coding region: 273-4811 (1512 amino acids)
Cellular component (GO): nucleus
Molecular function (GO): ATP binding; ATP-dependent chromatin remodeler activity; ATP hydrolysis activity
Source: RefSeq, a predicted model, not a curated record